AUGAAAUUACCAAAUUUCGUACUUUUUCUUGUUGUCUUAUUUUCAACUUGGAUGGCUCUUCUGAUCGGAAUCAUUCAGUGUGGUAUUAACCCAGUCGUAUUGCCACAUUUACCCUAUGCUUAUCACGAGUUAGAACCUCACAUUGAUCAAGCUACCAUGAAAGUGCAUCAUAGCGGCCAUCAUCAAACCUACGUCAAUAAUUUGAAUGGAGCCAUUGAAACCCUAUUGAAGAGCACCAACGAUGAUAUUCAAAAAUUUAUUUGGCAAGCACAACGCAUUGAAACCUUGUUAGCAAAUUUACAUUUAUUACCCAUUGAUGAAGCAACUAAAAAGACGAUUAGAAACAACGGAGGUGGAUUUGUAAAUCAUAAUUUAUUCUUUGAAUUAAUGAUGGAUGAAAAACAUAGAACAUCAAAACCAAGUGAAAGAGUGGUUAAAGCAUUGAGUAAACAGUUUGGAUCUGUUGAUGAAUUUAUUAAACAAUUUAAUGAUCAAGCUUUGAAAGUAUUUGGAAGUGGAUGGGUCGUUCUCGUGAAAAGAACCUUUUUGAAAACUCUCAAUUCAGAAUUGUUGAUCAAAACCUACGCCAACCAAGACAGUGCUUACAUGAAUGAACAAUUAACCUCUCCUCAAAAAGACACCACAAACACCAUGAUUGAAUACAUGGAUGAACCAGUGCUUUUAUUGGAUGUUUGGGAACAUGCUUAUUACCUCAAACAUCAAAACAAAAGAGCUGCCUAUGUGUCCGAUUGGUGGAAUGUGGUUCAUUGGAGCAAAGUAGAGGAUCGCUUAUUUAAAUGUGAAUUUGAUGUUGAAUUUGUUGAUGAUGUUGAACUUAAACACCAUUCUGCCUGUAAAAACAAGGAUGAGCUUUGA
Messenger RNA from Naegleria fowleri, 876 nucleotides. RefSeq lists its product as uncharacterized. The record is from RefSeq and is a predicted model, not a curated record. The coding region runs from base 1 to 876 and encodes 291 amino acids. Gene Ontology annotation, biological process: superoxide metabolic process. Gene Ontology annotation, molecular function: superoxide dismutase activity; metal ion binding. The transcript has 2 exons. Lineage: Eukaryota; Heterolobosea; Eutetramitea; Acrasida; Naegleriidae.